GGGUUCUAGGUCAGUCCCUGGACCAUUGUGACUCUCAGAAUGUGAAGUAAUCAGCAAAAAUAAGUUCCAUCGUCUCUUCUUGGGAAUGGAGGGAAGCUGGGAGGAAGAACCAUUGUCAGACGCUCUGCUCUUCGAGCUUUCUAUUUGUCCUUCUCUGUAACUCCACGGGCCAUCAUGGGAACAGCCGGCAACAGCCCUUCUGACUUGAACAUCAUCGUCCCUGAGAAACUGGAGCAUAAGGACUAUACCCAGCCUGACGUCCUGUGUCAUACCUUUGAGACUCUGUCUAACCUUCACAAACUGCUUCCAAACCAUCUUGUGGAGCUGCUUCAAUCCUACCAGAGCGAAGAGGAUAAAAAAAAAUGUGAGAUAUCAGAAUUUUCCUGUUUAGAAAGGAUCUUGGCAAGACAUGAAUUGCCGAAAGAGAUUAGUCUGACUCCUAAGCCGAGCAGAAUGCACUCCUGGCAAAGAAAAGCCAUGAACAAUGUGAGUGACGGGUGGAAGAAGUGCCGCUUAUGGAGGAGGAACAUAAAAGAGCCUCCGAUGAGCACCGUGGUUGUCAGAUGGCUGAAAAAGGACAUGCAACCCACCGAGGAUCUCAAGUCAGUAAUUCAAAGGAUGUCAAUGUUCGGCCCGAUUCAGUCAGUCACCACGUGUGGACGUCAAAGUGCUGUAGUGGUGUUCAAGAAUGUAACUUCAGCGUGUAAAGCCGUGAACGCUUUCCAAAGCAGGAUCCCAGGCACAAUGUUCCACUGUUCCUGGCAGCAUCGAUUCAUGUCAAAAGAUGAAAAUCUCAGUGCCCUUUGGAUACAUUGCUCUUACUCAAAACUCACAAAUCCUAAACAAAACAUGGCCAACCUGAAGAAAACAGUGGCCACUAUUAAUGAUCUUGAACAAACCAAACCAGAGACAUUUUUAAAAUAGAAAUAAUGUUGAAGCUCAACAGUUUCUUUUUCUUUUUUUCUUUUUUUUUUUUUUUUUUUUUUUUUGAGUGAAACAAAGAAAAGAAGUGGAAAAGAAAAACAGGACACAUUCACAAGGUGGGGAACAUUACCGAAGUGGUUAUGGCGUUUUUUUUGGAGGGCCGGUUAAACAUGAUCUUUGUGAUGCCAUCUUGAGAGGUCACUAUGAUGUUUUCAGAUCCCGGUUGUUUCUCGUUGGCUGCUGCAGGCUUCACUUGGCUAGAAGACUCAGACGAAGGACUCAAACUGGACACCAGAUCCACAUAGUUCUGCCUAGCAGUUUCCUGAAGAGUAGAUGACAAAGAGGUUCAGCUGACAGUCAAUGAAUAAGCACUUUGAGAAACAUAAUAUGCUAAUGAUUAGCAGGCUGCAAUAAAUAAAAGAGUUCAAAGGCUCUGUUGAUAAUGGCUUGGUGAGAAGCUCCAAGCUUCUUUAGAUGUCUGGCAAAGAAAAUAAAAAGCAACUGGGUGUAGUGGCA
This is a messenger RNA of Ictidomys tridecemlineatus (thirteen-lined ground squirrel), 1440 nucleotides long. NCBI's taxonomy places the organism in Eukaryota, Metazoa, Chordata, Mammalia, Rodentia, Sciuridae. The record is from RefSeq and is a predicted model, not a curated record.